AUGCCCCUGAAACGCAAAUCCGAGGGCCCAACACCCACCGACACCGACGCGCCCACACCCGCUAAACGCGCGCGGGACUCUGAAGCAGCCGAGGGGACAUCAGCGCUGACACCGCAGACCGGCGAGAAACGCAAACGCGGCCGACCGCGCAAACACCCCGAAGGCUCGACGCCGAAGAAAGACUCCGAUGGACCCAAGCGUGGUCGUGGGCGGCCGCGCAAAGCUGUUGCGGAGACAACGCAUACGGGGACCACGCCGUCGCCGGGACCGAAGAGGGGGCGUGGGCGGCCACGAAAGAGUCUCCCGGCUGAGGCGGGAAGCGGCGCUGCUGAUGUUGCGCCUGUGACUACGACACCCAAGAAAGUUGGACGUCCGCGCAAGAGUCUCCCAGCUGAGGUAGGCAGUGUCGCUGCAGAUGUUGCACCUAUGACUACGACGCCUAAAAAAGUCGGGCGUCCGCGCAAAAGCCUCCCAGAUGAGGUGAAGGGUGGUGCUACUGAUGCUCCGCCUGUGACUAUGACGCUUAAAAAAGUCGGACGUCCGCGCAAGAGCCUCCCGGAUGAGGUGAAGGGUGGUGCUGCUGAUGUUGCGCCUGUGACUACGACACCAAAGAAAGUUGGGCGUCCGCGCAAGAGUCUCACGGCUGAGGUGGGCGGUGUCGCUGCAGAUGUUGCGCCUAAAAAAGUCGGGCGUCCGCGCAAGAGCCUCCCGGAUGAGGUGAAGGGUGUUGCUGCUGAUGUUGCACCUGUGACGACGACACCCAAGAAAGUUGGGCGUCCGCGCAAGAGCCUCCCGGAUGAGGUGAAGGGUGGUGCUGCUGAUGUUGCGCCUGUGACUACGACACCAAAGAAAGUUGGGCGUCCGCGCAAGAGUCUCCCGGCUGAGGUGGGCAGUGUUGCUGCCGAUGUUGCACCUGUGACGACGACACCCAAGAAAGUUGGGCGUCCGCGCAAGAGUCUCCCCACUGAAGUGGGCAGUGUUGCUGCCGGUGUUGAACCUGUGACCACAACGCCCAAGAAAGUUGGGCGUCCGCGCAAGAGUCUCCCAGCUGAGGUGGACAGUGUCGCUCUUGAUGUGAAACCCAAAACGGAGAAACCGGUGGCCAGCACUGUUCCCACAGAGUCAAGUCGUUCCUACUGGUUGAUGAAGGCGGAGCCCGAGUCGCGAUUUGAAAAGGGCGUUGAUGUGAAGUUCUCUAUUGAUGAUUUGGCGAAUGCAAAGGAGCCAGAGCCUUGGGAUGGAGUCCGGAACCCUGUUGCGCGGAAUCUCAUGCGCGAGAUGAAAAACGGAGACUAUGCGUUCUUCUACCACUCCAAUUGCAAAGUGCCCGGAGUGGUAGGCAUGAUGGAGGUUGUCCGAGAGCAUUCCUUCGACGAAUCUGCAUUUGAUCCGAAACACCCAUACUACGACCCCAAGUCCAAGCGGGACACUCCCAAAUGGGUAGUCGUGCACGUCGAGUUUCGCCGCAAGUUCAAGAAGCAGGUCACAUUGGCUGACCUGAAACUGCACGCUCAACCAGGAAAGCCGCUGGAGAAUCUCCAGACGCUCAAACAAUCGCGACUCAGUGUUUCGUCCGUCACGCCCGCGCAAUGGAGAUUUAUCCUGGAGCUGGCGGGCGAGGCCUCGUAA
Messenger RNA from Penicillium lagena, 1629 nucleotides. Its product is annotated as EVE domain-containing protein. Gene Ontology annotation, cellular component: nucleus; chromatin. Gene Ontology annotation, biological process: regulation of DNA-templated transcription. The coding region runs from base 1 to 1629 and encodes 542 amino acids. NCBI's taxonomy places the organism in Eukaryota, Fungi, Ascomycota, Eurotiomycetes, Eurotiales, Aspergillaceae. The record is from RefSeq and is a predicted model, not a curated record. The transcript has 5 exons. Gene Ontology annotation, molecular function: DNA binding.